Molecule: messenger RNA, 2425 nt
Organism: Cladophialophora immunda
Lineage: Eukaryota; Fungi; Ascomycota; Eurotiomycetes; Chaetothyriales; Herpotrichiellaceae
Exons: 1
Coding region: 956-1705 (249 amino acids)
Source: RefSeq, a predicted model, not a curated record
CUUACUUACCCACGGAACACCGCCUCGCCCAUGCCCACGGGGGAUGUGGCCUCGACGAGGACACCCUCUAUCAAACAUGUUUGUUUCACUGUGCCUCCCUCUCUCUCAGGUACUACAUGCCUCUUUCAUCAUCACUCCACCCGCCAUCCUGUCAACCUCCUCUUUGGCCCCAAAACUAUGGUUCAUGCCUGUUUCUCGCCCACGUCGGCCUCGGGUCAACCAGGGUGUUCUCGGGGGGCACUGAAGCAGAGCCCCGGCGGGCCCUCCUGGCCCUCCUGGUCCUGGCCCGAUGCGCUCCCUGCGCUCCCUGCGCUCCCUGGCCUUGUGGCUCCUGUGGCCUAUCAUGAGUCACGCCGGGGGUGCGCUGCCCUCCAUCUGAUGCCUGUCUUGGCCGUGGCGGCAGCCUGGCGAUUUGGUCCCCUCCCGCUCCACCUGUUUCCUGUUGGGGUUUAACGCGUCACCAGGCUUCCAACCAAAGUCCCUGCGAAAGGCCAUCCUUCGAUAUGCUCGACAUUGCACCAAUGUGUCCUCACCUCAAUUGGCUCACGCCCACCUCGAGGCUAUAUCUCCUCAUGCUUCCCACUCUUGGUCUCAUUGAAAUUCUCUCCUUCCAUCAACACAUUCCACAUUGACUCGACUUACUCAAACACCCAUCCAGUCUUCCACAGGCGCGUUGCCCUCUACCUCGUCGCAGUCGACCAGGCUGCCGGUACACCACACUUGCACCCACCCAUACGUCGUCACGCUGUCGUCUCCACGCUCAGUCACCUACUACUAUUACCCCAAGCGGUCCCAUGCUUCAGAUAUAUUAACUCCCGCCUACGAGUACAUCACCGUCACUCGUGCUCCGAAAAGGGCUCACACUCACAUCCAAACACCCCCGUCGACACCUCCAUUGAGUUUCUCUCCCACCCCGUCGCCCAUUCUUAAGUCACCCUCAACUCCGCUCGACAAGAUGGCGAGAGGAGCGAGCACCCGCAACGUCGGCUUUGCGACCGAGGUGGUCUCCUGUCGGGAGCCACGCGACGACGAGCUCUCCGUCAUGGAGCAUUUCGCCAGGCACUCGGCCCACUGUCAAUACUGUCGCGACCCCUACACCGCCUACCGAGAGGACAGACCCUUAUGCAGCAAGGGCCUGGCGUAUGCAAAGGAUGUCGCUAAAUAUCUUUACGCCAAAGGCGGAAAGCCCUUUUCCCUCAUCGAUAAAACCAAUGACCAACGGGUUCAAGUCCGUGUCCCCGCCGACUGUGAGGUCAUCAACCUUCUCAUCAAGGCCUUUGACAAGGGGAUGAAGCUGGACUCGACGAGGGUUGUCGUCGUCGAGAACACGAGGAGACACGACGCUGUUGAGAAGUCGUCUCCUCCUUCCUCGUCCACGAGACGGAGAGAGCACCCCGCCGAAGACCGACCGCGGGAAAGACGCUAUGUCCGCAACAGCUAUGUCUGUGACGACUACGAUGUGGUUGAGAUCAUCCCUCACUCCAGCCGGAGGGACAGACGGGAGAGGAUCGUCUACCAUGAUGACCGUGCCGCUGACCGAACUCGGUAUGAGCACCGAGAGAGGCCCCAGUCGGUCGCUUACACUGGAGGAAAGGGCAGCUUGUAUGUCCGAGAUGAAGAGGAGAGGAGACGGCGGGAACGGUAUGAGCGACAACCUGUUGUCAUUGUCGCUGCGCCUGGCCAGCGGUUUACCACCCGGCGGUGAAGGACUCGGGCGUUUUAGGGGAGUUCUGAAUUUACUGGAUAUGGGACUAUGGAUCUAAUGGAAUGUAUCAACAAUGACACCAACAUGAGGGCAUCGACCACAGCGAGGAUGACCCUGCAUCACGCGAGAUGGUUGGGCGGAAGGAAUCCAGAACACGCCGUGAGCGACAAGCACCACACAACUGGAUGGUCCAGCGAUGAACCGAUACGAAAGGGGAGCACGACUUGCAGCAGUCCAGCCGGGCUCAGGCUCGCCAGCACUGCCGUCAGCAGGAUUGGUAUGGCAACUGGGGUCAAGUUGGUUGUCAUGUUUUUGUCACCUUGAACAAAACGCCGCCGGGGUUUUUGCACUUUCAUGAUUGUCUCGUUACAUCAUUGCGGCAAGCAACUAUCAACAAUUCACAAAAAAAAAGGAGUGCGCAAUUGUUUUGGGUUGAGAUUACUCAUCUAUUGUGGCUGUCAUCUCACUCGAGGUGACCAAACUCUGAUGCCUCCAACAGUGAGGGGGCUGAAUUGUGGACAGAUGAUGCACAUGACACGAACAGGCAGCGGCAUUAUGGCAUUUGUCGACGAACGAUGCGACAAUUGCUGAGGGGCAAGGCUGACUUUUGGAGGGGGGCCUCAGGGGAGGGACUUUGGAACGGUAGAUAGUAUUCAAGUCAAGUCAAUGUUGUGAACAUGAAUAAUACCUUUCCCGCCUUGGUGGCGGCCAAUCCCCAAA